Salpingoeca rosetta is the source of this 1572-nucleotide messenger RNA. RefSeq lists its product as uncharacterized. Bases 49 to 1326 code for a protein of 425 amino acids. The transcript has a single exon. NCBI's taxonomy places the organism in Eukaryota, Choanoflagellata, Craspedida, Salpingoecidae. The record is from RefSeq and is a predicted model, not a curated record.
CGUCACAGCCACAGCCUUGCACACUUGCCGGCAAAGAACCUCGAUCUCAUGACGAUGCACGCACCGCAACCAGCCUAUCGGAUGCAUAUUUAUUCCCGCAUGCGUCCUGUUGUUCCCAUGCUCAUGGGUGAUGUGACAACAUCAUGUCUCACCGUACUUGCAUCCAAGCAACAACGCUGUCCACUCAUCAAUUACAGCAGCAGUCCCAUCCCUUGCACACUUCGCGACCCUCGUCUCUCCGUCUGUCUGCUACUCGUACACACACACACACACACGCACACGGUGACGCUGAGCCAACCACACAGCACACCAGCUUCCCACUUCGCAGCCAUGCCUGCAUCGCCCUCAUCCUCGCUCUCACGCCGACCCUCAGCCACGCAGCAUGUGGAAGAGCAAGCUGCUGCAACCGAUGCCAUCGUCGCAGACCUGCAACGACAUCUGCCGGUUUUGGCACGACUCAGGCGUGCUCUCAAGCGAAACGACCGAGCCGUCAUUCGCCGCGUGAUGUUUCAGCUCUGCCUCCGACUUCGCAACGACAGUCAUGCGUAUGCUGAACCUGGCCCCUCUGGUGAUAGCCGGCCGCAGGAAGAGGAGGACGAGGAACCACUUCAUUUCGAAGAGGGACUGGAGCGCCUCGUGCCUGGACAGAAUGCACCCAGCAUUCACCGACAACAGCGAAAGGCUGGAAGACGACUGCUGCACGUAUCCCCCAAGCUCGUGUCCGCUUCCAGUCCUACCCCGUCGUCAAGGGGCAAAUCACCGCCACCAUCGCCGUCACUAACAGCGACUGCACCAGCGGGGGUUGCAGCAACACCAACAACGCCGGCACCAAGCCGGCUCACAUGGGCAAACCUCCCGCCGUGCUUUCCCCGUGCCAUUACUCGAGACGAGCUGCCUCGCCACAUGCAACACCGCCGCCGUGUGGACACAUGGCUGCAACAACAACAACAACAACAACAACAACAACAACAACAACAACAACAACAACAACAACAACUUCAAACAACACCAACAACAACAACACCAACAACCAACCAACUCAAACAACAACAUGAUGUGUCCGCCCCUGCAUUCGGCCCCCACGUCUGCGUGCCAACGGUGUUGCCAGUUUCAUUUCCUGGCAUGCAGCCCUUUCCUCUGUUGGCGCAUCACCCACAACCACAGCAACAGCAGCAGCAACAGCAGCCACCACAACACCAACGAGGUGUAACGCCAAUGAGUUUGGUUAACAACCAACAGCUGUGGCAAAUGGCGCAGUUGCAGCGCUCAUUCCUGCUCGCCCAGCUGUAUUUUCCACCAUCAGAACGCCUCAACGUCGUGCCAUAAGGCGGCACAUGCGUUGCUGUUUCUUGUAGUUUGCACGCAUGUGCACCGGUGAAGAGAAGUGUUUAUACAUGUAUACAAUUCGAAUUGUUUCCUGUUCGUGUGGUGUGGUGCUCAUGCCUCGCCACAUCCCCAGAACGUUCCUGCGGAGAACGCUUGCGACGUGCGUGUAACUCUAUGCAAGCCUGCAGCGUAUCUCGUCAUUUAGUGUUUUGAACAAGUGUGGACAAUAAAUGACACAACCCACCA